Fraxinus pennsylvanica is the source of this 1713-nucleotide messenger RNA. The record is from the annotation of a GenBank genome assembly. Lineage: Eukaryota; Viridiplantae; Streptophyta; Magnoliopsida; Lamiales; Oleaceae.
AUGUUGGCGGAGGUGAUGAACCAUGGAAUGUUAGAGAAGACCGUCGAGAUCAAGCCCGACUGGUCCAAGGGCUACUCCCGUCUUGGCGCUGCUCACAUGGGCUUACAUAGUUACAAUGAUGCUGUAUUGGCUUACAGAAAGGGUCUUGAGAUUGACCCUAAUAACGAUCCACUUAAAUCUGGACUCGCCGAUGCGGAGGCUGCUCUUGCUAGAUCUUCGUCGCCUCGGACCGGACCGGGUGUCAGUCUGUUCGCGGAGGCGUUUGGGCCAGAUAUGUGGGUUAAGCUGGGAAAUGACCCGACGACUCGGGGGUUCCUGCAGCAGCCUGAUUUCGUUAAAAUCUUGCAGGACCUUCAGAAAAAUCCAAAUAAUUUGCACUCGUACGUGAAUGAUCAAAGAAUGAUGCAGGCAUUGAGAGUGUUGAUGAACGUGAAAACUCAGACGAGGGGAGCUGAAGAAGAUACAAAAAUGGCCGAGGCGUCAUCACGUUGGUCAUCAGAGAGUAAGAGGCCUGCAGCUGCUGAGGCCGAUCCUGUCAAGGAGAAGAGGCCCGAGCCGAUGGACUUAGAGGAAGAGAAGGAGAAAAAGGAGAAAAAAACACAGGCCCAGAAGGAGAAGGAGGCUGGGAAUGUAGCGUAUAAGAAGAAGGAUUUUGAGACUGCAAUUCAGCAUUACACCAAAGCCAUUGAGAUCGACGAUGAGGAUAUUUCUUUCCUCACUAAUCGUGCUGCUGUGUACUUGGAGAUGGGGAAGUAUGAGGAUUGCAUUAAAGAUUGUGACAAAGCUGUUGAAAGGGGGAGAGAGAUGCGGUCAGACUAUAAGAUGGUCGCAAGAGCUCUGACAAGAAAGGGAACUACCUUACUGAAGAUGGCAAAAUGUUCGAAGGACUACGAACCUGCCAUUGAGGCUUUCCAUAAAGCGCUUACAGAGCAUCGCAACCCUGAUACAUUGAGGAAGCUUAAUGAUGCUGAGAAAGCGAAGAAAGAACUAGAACAACAAGAGUACUUUGAUCCGCAGAUAGCUGAUGAGGAGCGUGAGAAAGGCAACCAGUAUUUCAAAGAGCAAAAUUAUCCAGAGGCUGUGAAGCACUACACAGAAGCAUUAAAGAGGAACCCAAAGGAUCCCAAGGCAUAUAGCAAUAGGGCUGCUUGUUACACAAAGCUUGGGGCUCUUCCUGAGGGACUGAAAGAUGCUGAAAAAUGCAUUGAACUCGAUCCAACAUUUGCUAAAGGUUAUACUAGAAGGGGAGCAAUCCGGUUCUUUAUGAAAGAAUAUGACAAGGCUUUGGAGACAUACCAGGAAGGACUAAAGCAUGAUCCCCAGAACCCGGAAUUGUUGGACGGUGUUAGGAGGUGUGUGCAGCAAAUAAACAAGGCUAGCCGUGGAGACUUGAGCCCCGAUGAACUCAAGGAGAGACAGGCUAAGGCAAUGCAAGAUCCAGAGAUUCAGAACAUUUUAACGGAUCCAGUGAUGCAACAGGUCCUAGUCGAUCUCCAGGAAAAUCCCAAGUCUGCACAGGAUCACAUGAGGAACCCUCUUGUUAUGAACAAGAUACAGAAACUGAUCAGUGCGGGAAUUGUUCAAAUGCGAUGUUUAUGUGAGAAACAGGAAAAGGGUGAAAAAUUGGAGAUGUACCUGUGGAUUGUUUAUAAUUUUUUGUCGUAUAAGCAUAAUAGACUUUUGCUUGAAAAAAUUGAGCAAGACAAGGAGUGA